UCAGUCUUUCCAUGACUCCAACAAGCUGGAAAGAAAAGAACAAGAACCAAAAACAAGAGUGAUCAGACAUUGAGAGACCAAACAAAGUACUACCGUACUGAGAAAUGGAUUCCUGGGUUCGGUUUUUAGCUCUUUUGGUGUGCCUUUUUCCAGCUUUGAUUGAGUGCAGUGUUCGCCACUACAAGUUUGAUGUGGUAAUGAGGAAGACCACCAGACUAUGUUCAACCAAGCCCAUUGUCACCGUCAAUGGUCAGUUCCCAGGACCUACACUCUAUGCCAGGGAAGACGACAAUGUGCUUGUGAAAGUCGUCAACCAUGUCAAGUACAAUGUUACCAUCCACUGGCAUGGUGUUAGGCAAAUCCGAACAGGUUGGUCUGAUGGGCCAGCAUACAUUACCCAAUGCCCAAUCCAGCCAGGACAAAGCUAUGUGUACAACUUCACUAUCACCGGCCAACGGGGCACACUUCUUUGGCAUGCACAUAUUCUUUGGCUAAGGGCGACGGUCCAUGGUGGCUUGGUCAUCUUGCCUAAGCGUGGCGUGCCAUAUCCCUUCCCAAAACCCCACAAAGAAGUUGUCGUUGUAUUAGCUGAAUGGUGGAAGUCAGACACUGAAGCUGUGAUCAAUAAAGCUCUUCAGAGUGGAUCCGCGCCAAACGUCUCAGAUGCUCAUACCAUUAACGGCCAUCCAGGGCCUGUUUCCCAUUGUUCCACACAAGAUGGGUUCACAUUGCCAGUCCAAAGUGGCAAGACUUACUUGCUUCGCAUAAUCAAUGCUGCGCUCAAUGAGGAGCUGUUCUUCAAGAUUGCAGGACACCAGCUUACCAUAGUGGAAGUGGAUGCUAGCUAUGUGAAACCGGUGAAGCUUGACACCAUCCUGAUUGCCCCUGGCCAAACAACUAAUGCCCUUAUAACAGCUGAUAAAAACUCUGGAAAGUACUUGGUAGCUGCCUCUCCAUUCAUGGACUCUCCCAUUGCUGUUGAUAACCUCACCGCAACAGCCACUCUACACUAUUCUGGCACGCUUGCCAAUACUCCAACAACUCUUACCAGUCCACCUCCACAAAAUGCCACUGCAGUUGCAAACAAAUUCAUAAAAUCCCUACGAAGCCUUAAUUCGAAAACAUAUCCUGCGCAAGUCCCAUUGAAAGUUGAUCACAAACUUUACUUCACUGUUGGGCUAGGAAUCAAUCCAUGUCCGACUUGCACAGCUGGGAAUGGAAGCCGAGUGGUGGCCAGUAUAAACAAUGUCACAUUUGUUAUGCCUACCACCGCCUUACUUCAAGCACAUUACUUCAACAUGGGUGGAGUGUUCACCACUGAUUUUCCGGGUAACCCACCACAUGUAUUCAACUAUACAGGAACCCCAUCAAAUUUACAGACGAAUAAUGGUACAAAGGUUUUUAGAUUAUCUUACAACUCUACAGUUGAACUUGUAUUGCAAGACACUGGGAUCAUUGCCCCUGAGAACCAUCCAGUCCAUCUUCACGGGUUUAAUUUCUUUGCCGUUGGUAGGGGACUAGGAAAUUAUAACCCAAAGAAGGAUUCAAAACACUUUAACCUUAUCGAUCCUGUUGAGAGAAACACAAUUGGUGUGCCAUCUGGUGGGUGGGUAGCAAUCAGAUUUCGUGCAGAUAAUCCAGGAGUUUGGUUUAUGCAUUGCCAUUUGGAGGUGCACACAACAUGGGGGCUUAAGAUGGCAUUCUUGGUGGACAAUGGCAAAGGACCUAAUCAAUCACUUCUGCCUCCUCCAAGUGAUCUUCCAAAAUGUUAGUCACCCAAGAUCAUCAUGUUUAUUAUAUAAUGAGUACUACCAUACAGAAAUGAUCUCCGACAUGAGAAACAGAUGUGGGAGACUCGACAGAGUUAACAUGACGAAGAAGAGGAAGAACUAAAGCGAUGAUUUAUGAACAAACGAGAUCUACGAUUCAAUUGUUUUUAGAGUAAACCGAAAAAUUACAUGAGCAUAUUUGAAUAAACUUGUGCGAGAAUUUCAUUUGUUAAA
This is a messenger RNA of Carya illinoinensis, 2003 nucleotides long. Its product is annotated as laccase-4-like. The record is from RefSeq and is a predicted model, not a curated record. Gene Ontology annotation, molecular function: copper ion binding; hydroquinone:oxygen oxidoreductase activity. Lineage: Eukaryota; Viridiplantae; Streptophyta; Magnoliopsida; Fagales; Juglandaceae. Gene Ontology annotation, cellular component: apoplast. The transcript is spliced from 6 exons. Gene Ontology annotation, biological process: lignin catabolic process. The coding region runs from base 105 to 1772 and encodes 555 amino acids.